Messenger RNA from Triplophysa rosa, 2795 nucleotides. RefSeq names its product chromobox homolog 7a (gene cbx7a). The coding region runs from base 1079 to 2197 and encodes 372 amino acids. Gene Ontology annotation, cellular component: PRC1 complex. Gene Ontology annotation, biological process: negative regulation of transcription by RNA polymerase II. The record is from RefSeq and is a predicted model, not a curated record. Lineage: Eukaryota; Metazoa; Chordata; Actinopteri; Cypriniformes; Nemacheilidae. The transcript is spliced from 6 exons.
UUUCUGGUUAUUUUUUAAAAAAAAUCAGGGAACGUUACGGUCUGGUUAUUUUCUGGUUGCAAAAAUAACCAAAAAAUAUCAAUUAGGGAACGUUAUUUUCUGGUUAUUUAAAAAAAACCUGCAACGUUCUGGGAACGUUAUUUUCUAAAUAAAACCUGAAAAGAACGUUCUUAUAACGUUAUUGUUUGGUUCCCCGAAAAUUAACCAAAAACUAACGUUAGGUGAACCUUCUGUGUUUCCUGGUAGACGAGAUAUAGUCCGGCUAUUAAUAACCUACUUCUAGCCAAAAUAAUCUUAAAUUUGGUUACAUGUCGUUUUAGCCUAAAUAACUUGUAUGAUGUAUGAUAUUCCAUCAUGUAAGAAAAGUCAACAAUGAUUAAAAUGUGCAUGGUUUCAUUUCUUUGACAUGUUCUAAGACUGUGCGUAGCCACGAUUUAGUUCGUAUUCAGAUCGGCUAUUUGUAGCCAGCUUAGUCAAGACAUGGUUCAUUGUCGUUUUUGGCCAGUCAGUGCAGAGAUUGUUGAUGUAUAUCUCAUCAUGUUCAAUGUGUGAAUAAUAUCAGCAAUAUGCUUUUAGUCCACCCUGCGAAAUCGAGGCAAUUUAGUCUAAUUUCAACGGUUUGCUUUUAGCCCUGAUUCAGACCAGCAAUGAGUGUAGCCAAAAAGAGUUAAAAUUGUUUGUUAUGACAUCAUCAAGUAAAAAUGUAAAACAUUUGAAUUAUACAUAAUUUAUAUUAUAUUUGCCCAAAUAUAUUAUAGCCCAAAUUUUGCCUUGAUUUAGACAAGACGUCAGGGUUGUGUUUGGACGGCUAUUGGGCGUCUUUUAGACAAGAAAUUGCUUGCUGGGUAUUGUCAUCCCUAUUCUUAUUCCCUACCCAGCUAGCACAAAGAUCUGGAGAUCUGGAAAACAUCUGCUAUGCUAAACAUCUUAUAAAGAGCAGUUUUACAUCCAAUCUAAAGACUUAAAAAACGAUGCUUUGUUGAAUCAGCGUAUAUUUCCUGUCACGUCUACCUAAUUAUAGAAAUUGUUCCACUUUUCUACAUUUUCUGCUGCGGACGUUAGUGGACUGUAUUACAUUAUGGGAAAUGUGGAAUAUCUGCUGAAGUGGCAAGGAUGGUCCCCUAAGUACAGCACCUGGGAACCAGAGGAAAACAUACUGGACCCUCGUCUUGUCGUCGCCUACGAAGAAAAAGAAGAGAAAGAAAGAGCUCUGGCUUAUAAGAGAAAAGGGCUGAGACCUCGUCGGAUUGUAUUGCGGAACAUCUACCCAAUGGACCUACGAAGUGCCCACAAGGUUCUGGUAAAACCAUCUCCAAGAAUCCGUCUGUCACUUUCCCGUUCCGUGGAGAUUGAUCAGAUCGGACGGCGCUGUAGAGUGGGCUACCGUCGCAUAGAAAAACGCAGGUCCAGAAUCACGGAUGAUGUUAAGCCUUUCCAGCAACUAACAAGAAGCCCAGUUUCUUCAAAUGACUCUAGAGAGAAAGAGUGGGAUAGAGACGAGGAAAAUGAGCAGAAGAAAAAAAGAAAGAUGACAAACAAUGAUGAAAACACAGACGUGAACCAGGACAUUCCAAGUGGCCAUGAGCUAUCUGAGGGGUACAACUCUUCAACAGAACAAGAACCAAUAAUCACCGUCAGGAAUACUGAGAACUGCCAGUCCAGUUUAGACCACAGUGCGAAGCUGACCGAGGACACUUGCCUCAUGACAGGUCCAGUUUUAGGAGCAACAGAUGGACUUGAAAACCGUAAAAUCACCGAAACACAACUGACCGUCCCAGUCACAAACAUUGCAGGGGGUGGCGACUCUGAACGGGUAGCACACGAUGCAACAAACACUGACCAAUCACUACAAAACAGUACCAACUUAGAAACGAAAGUGGAAGGUGUGCUUGACAAAAUACAAAACAGACCUUCGGUUAUCGAGGUACAUAUGAGUGCGAAACAGGAGAUGAUAAAAGAAACAAGUCAGUCAGACACUCCAGAGGUCGAGGAUAAAAAAGAGAUGGAUGUUGAGGUCACGGAAGAAUGUAAAACAACAUUACAGGUCCCGACUGACCAGUCACAGGCUUCCUCCACCAUCGCAGUGCAUCCUGGGAAGGUAAUUGUGACUAAGGUAACAAUUAAUUCCCUGACCGUGACCUUUAAAGAGGCCAUGAGCACGGAAGGUUUUUUUAGCGACUGCGCACUUGAGUUGUAAGUUGACAAAGGGACCGUUGCAAUAGAUUUAUGUAAAUGCAGACAGGACCAGAUCUUCUUAAGUAUGUCCUUGUGUCAUUGUAGUCAAGUAUCUUUUGAAGGAGGACAUUUCUGACUUUAUUCAGUAAUGCUCUAAGUGAAGAGUUCAGUAGCAUGUAACAAAACCUUCCACAUCUGUACCACUACUUAUCCAUCAGCAGGAGGUAUUGCACUAACAGUGAGGAGGAAAAAACAUUUAAGCUCAGAAACAAAACUACUGUUUUAUUGCCUUGUCGUGCGACCAACCAGGUGGGAAAGAGAAAGGCCGCCUGGCUUUGUUUUCAGAUAUUCGUCUGCGCUCUCUUCUGAGGCCUUUGUGCAUUUUUAAAGAGACCGUAUUGGUUUACAAUCACAACUGCUACAGCGGACGCUUUCGUAGAACUUGUUCUGAAUCUGAACACAAGUGCGUUAGGUGUUGCUUUAAGCAUGGCAGAAAUCGAAGCAAAGACUAAAUUAUAUGUUUUGGUCAUGGUUGUAGUUGAACAUGGCUUGUCAGAUUUGUUGUUAUACACCUACACUUUCUGCUUGUAUUUACAGUUAAUAAACUGGAGAAAAUGUUG